AAACCUGUAUAAUUUUAUUAACCAAUGUCACCCAAUAAGUUCAAUUUAAAAAGAUAGUUACACUUCUGUAGGAAGACAGAAGGGGAUUCUACCCAGGGGGACUUUAUGAGAACCAACUUCAACAGACCUUACAAAAACAGAUGGGAGGGAAAACAGAGGAGCCCAGGGAGAUGGUCUUUCCCCAGCCUCAGACAGACACAGCAGGAAGGGCACUGAGGCUGAAAGACUAGGUAGGAGGGUGCAACUGGGGGGAAGGGGGAGCCCUGGUCACCAGUGGGUAUGGCUUCAUCCCUCCCACCUCAGAGCCAUGGGGAGCCAGGGUCCUGGUGUGCUGCCCCUGCUGCAGGCUCCUACUGGUUCUGCUGCUACCACUGGGGACAAGCACCAAGACCCAGCAACCCAAAGCUUCUUCCUCUGGCUGCAGAGGAUGGAGGCUCUGGAGAGGGAGUAGGAUGCCCUGUGGCAGGGGCUGGGGCUGCUAGAGGCUGCCCAGAAUUUUCUAACAGAUUUACACUCGCCUGGUGGUGCCCAGUUAACCUGGAUUUAAAAGGUGAACAUCUGUUUGCAGAGUAUGAUCCAGGGGAAGGUGUUUAUUGUUUUUAGUUUAGACUUUUGGGAGGUUGGGGUAGAGAGGAGACUUGGGGCCAGCCCUGGUUUAAAGGAGAACAGCAAUCUUCCCCCUGUUCCCCCCAUGACUCUUGAACAUGCUAGUUCCUUUGCCACCCAGGACUGGAAGCAAAGGUCAAGGAAGCAGAACUUGUGGCAGCAACAGGAGUUGUCAACACAGCAGAAAGGAAUCAUUCAACCAAAAGGGGAGAUGGCUCAGCCAGGCUGCCCCAGGGGUGGAGGGGCCGUACCAGUGUCUAAGGCUCCUCUCGUUCCCCUCAGUAGGUGACAGAACCUACUCAGUAGGCUGAGUCAGAACCUCCUAUUCUGCCUCUUGACUCCACAGCUAAAUAGCUCUAGGUGGUGGGCCAACUGAAGUCCAAACUUCUUGGUGUAGUUUCUUCCAGCUCACCUUCUUGGUAUUUUAUGCCUCACUCUCCUAUAUUUCUUUGAAAUCCCUCUGAGGAGAAGACAUGUUUAUUGAAACUGUCCUUCAAAUUUAAAUACAAAAAUAAAAUAGAAGCUUCUCCAGAAUUUCAAAUAAAAACAAUCCUAUAAAUAACACUUUCUGGUACCUUCCUACCGGCUCCUUCCCUACCUUUGUCUCCUCCCCAUAUCUUCCUCUCUACCUGCGCUUGGGAGUACAGAAACAAGUGUGGAAUAAAGAGGCUACAGAGAAACAGAAAGCAGCUUUCUCCAAAAAUGAGUCUUUGGUUUGCUUCCCUAGAGGAUUAGGGAAAGUGCAUUGUGGGAAAAUCUAUUACCCUCCUUCCCAGUCUUGCUAAGAGAAGGGACAAGUGUACGAGAAGGAAAACGUCCAACCCAUGCUGUCUUCUCACCAAGACUGAAAACUCCGGAGGCCCAUCCCUCUAGGCUCUGUCG
Molecule: messenger RNA, 1488 nt
Organism: Miniopterus natalensis
Lineage: Eukaryota; Metazoa; Chordata; Mammalia; Chiroptera; Miniopteridae
Source: RefSeq, a predicted model, not a curated record